Sphaerulina musiva SO2202 is the source of this 1139-nucleotide messenger RNA. RefSeq lists its product as uncharacterized. The record is from RefSeq and is a predicted model, not a curated record. Gene Ontology annotation, biological process: mitochondrial respiratory chain complex IV assembly. The coding region runs from base 144 to 950 and encodes 268 amino acids. NCBI's taxonomy places the organism in Eukaryota, Fungi, Ascomycota, Dothideomycetes, Mycosphaerellales, Mycosphaerellaceae. The transcript is spliced from 2 exons. Gene Ontology annotation, cellular component: mitochondrial inner membrane.
UGCAUCCGCUCCUUGCUGCUGGAACUUUUUGAGUACUUUGGUUGCCAAUCCCACCCUCGGCUUCACGUCUUUACUCUUCUCACUGUACAGUACCUGAGUAUUCUUCAAGCAGUCUGGUCCUCGCAACAGCACACCUUGCCAUCAUGAAGAUCACGACCAAGGAGGAGGAGGAAGAGCACUACAAUGCCACGCUCAAGGGCGGCAUUGGAGGUGGUCUCGCUGGCCUCGCAGCGGGUGCAUUGGGUGUCUCGCUCGCCUCUGCGAGGUAUCCAGCUUUCCGCAGUCUCACCUUGCCUUUUCGCACCUUCUUGAUCACCUCCGCAGGCACCUUUUCUGCCAUUAUCGGAGCCGAUUCCUACUCGCGACGUUUCGAAGCCACACGCCAACCCGGGCGCGACUACCAAGACGAGCAAGCAUCGUUACAGGAACAGAUUGAUGCAUCCCGGACACAGAGCGAGAAGGUGAAGGCUUGGUUGUCAGACAAUCGAUACGGCCUGGUAAUGGGCUCCUGGGUAGCUUCCAUCUCUGCUGCAAUGGGCAUUGUCGGUCGCAACCCAUAUUUGACUACAGCGCAAAAGAUUGUGCAAGCUCGUGUAUACGCUCAAGGAUUUACACUUGCCGCUGUCAUUGUCAGUUUGGCAUUCGAAGGGAACGACCGUAUGAAGGGCAGCGGACGAUGGGAGACUGUCAAGAUUCUUGACCCUAAUGACCCAACACACAAGCACAUGAUCGAGAAGAAGAUUCACCACGAACGAUAUGCUGGCGAGGACCAAUGGAUGGACAUGGUAGAGGCCGAAGAACAGCGAUUGAAGGAACGGGAACGUGCCGUGAAGGAACGAGAGAAGUUGACGAAAGGCAAAAAGUCCUCCGAGAAGAAGGAAUCAACCCACUCAGACCCUCUCAAGGGCAAGCCAGAGGAGGAUAAGGAUGAGAAGUUGAACUCGCAUUAGUAGUGGGGCUCACCCUCUUGGCUUGCAAGCAACGUGGAUGCAAUGACGAUCUGGAGACUGUAUGACUGCAUGAGUCCGGGCGAUAUAGGAGUUUUGGUGUGUGUAGCUGGAGGCAUGUACAGAUUGUACAGAUAGCUUCAGAAGAUCGACAGUAUCAGAUAAUCUACAGGAAGAGAACUUUUGAGCGCC